Molecule: messenger RNA, 3684 nt
Organism: Linum trigynum
Lineage: Eukaryota; Viridiplantae; Streptophyta; Magnoliopsida; Malpighiales; Linaceae
Source: the annotation of a GenBank genome assembly
CUACACAUCAUAGUAAGAGAGAUCUAUCACACAAGAAGAAAAUGAGCGACACAAAUCUCACAUGACUACCUAGAUGCUCAAUCAUUCACUCCAACUUCCGAAUUUCCAUGCAUGGAAAUUGUGAGCAAUGAGUAAUCAAUCCAAAACAUCCAUUAGCUUGAUAACAUAUGAGAACUGAAUGUUUACACAACCCUAAUGCAUAUCUCAGUCAUCAUCAUAGGUUGUUAUGAAUCACAAACAAGUCAUCCAUACAUCAAUGAAAAUAGCCACAUGAUUCAAAAAAAAUCACCAAAAGUGCCACUAUGAUCAUACAAAUGUAAAAGUUGUUAUGCUUGGAGCCCUAAAAUUUUAACAUUUGGGCAUAAAACUAGGCUUCAAGCACUCAAAAUCACACCAAUUAUUCACACACAAGCAUUAUAGACUACCCCCACACUUAAACUCGACAUUGCCCUUAAUGGCAUAAAAUAAGGAGGUAGAAUGAUGUUACCGGAUAAAGUGUGAAUGUUGGUGAUCGGGAGUGAAGGGCGGGUGAGAUCCUGAAGAGCACGGCGAUGGCCUAAAUACCCAAAAGUUCCCUAAACAUUGUCUUAUGGAAAGAAAAGAAAACAAAUUGAUGGCGGUUGGGUUGCCUCCCACCAAGCGCUUCUUUAACGUCGUGAGCCGGAUGGUUGCUCCUCAAGUUUGGGUCCAUCCAAGAACCUACUUGAAGUUGAGAUUCUCGUCGGUGAGUUAAUGUCUCAAGUCACGAGCAUUGGAAGAAUCCAUGAUUGAGAGCUUGUAAACUUGAGCAGUCUUGAGGCUCCACCCACGAGACCUAUUCUUCUUUCCUUAUUCAUUCUUCUCUUUGCCCCACACCAUAUAAUGCAUCAUCGAUUUGCCACCAUCGCAUCGACCAAAAGAGGUCGCUGAUGGUUUGGUCUUGGCUUGGAAAAAGAGCCGCAAAUGGGUCGUUCUCUAAAAGUGCAUUGAGCUCGGGUGGAAAGCUUUGCUAGCACUUGUAACUUGUUGAAGCUUCAUCCACCAUGACCUCUUCCUCAUGUUGGACACCAUUUUCUUCUUCAACUUAAACCUCAACCUCCCUUUCUUCUUCCUCAAUGUGUUCCUCCCCUUGGGAACAACCAAGAUUUUCCUCUUCUUUGACGCUAACUUCCUCCUCCACAACCUUUUCUUUCUCCUUCCCAUUCAUGUCUUCAAGACAGUUUGGAGGGCAAGAUGCCAUGCAAGAUCAUAGAAAGGAUUCUCUUACUCCUCUACUCUCUUAACUUGAUCUUCGAAGUUGUUCUCGGAAAGGUGAUAAAUGCAACAUUUUUGGUCAUCCUCACCACGGAGCUGUCCGAGGUGAGUUUUUCUUGCUCUACACGAUUGUCAUUGAUCACCCUUUCAACCUCCUCUUUCUCUUCCAAUGAUGAGAGGUGAUAGCUUUCACAAGCACGUGCCACCUUCUCUUCUAAUGUCAAACCUAGAGGAGGGAGGAGUUGGAAAUCCUUGUUGGAGCAUGCUCUUUCAAAAUGUUUCUUGGCAAGCUCAAUUUGGACUUCUCUUUGGGUUUUGGGAGAUCCAAGUUCGAGCACUCUUCAUUGGUCCCUCGAGCAAAUCGCUCCACCAUGAGCUCCAAUUUGAUUUUUGGCUCUGGUUGCGGAGUGGCAGAUGCUCUUGAGGAAUGCCCCAUGAAGGCCUCCAUUGCCAACUCCAACUUGGAUUUCUCCUUGGUUUGUGGAGGGAAGUUCUCUUUGUAUGGGGAAGCUUCUUGAUAUCCCCAUUGAUAUGCUUGUUCUUCUUGGAAGGGGAAUAGGUAAUAGAACUCGAAUCCUUGACUUCCACCAUUUUGAUCGUCCCAUGAAGCUCUGAGGUAACCACUCUCGGGUGGUGGUGGAUACCCCCACACUUGGGGUUAAAUCAUAAGGAUCCAUGAUUCAACCUACACAAACAAACAAAAAACAAAAAGAAAAUCAUACAAACACAAACCACCCUUCAAAUCGAAGAGUGGGUCAACAAAACACAAAUGAAACACGAAACACAAAAAAAAAACGGCCAAAGUAACGACCUAAGCCUUUUUCUGAUAAACUAGAAUGUGUUCCCCGGAGUACAACAACGGGGAGUGAGAAAAACCCUAGGAGCACAAAAUAUUUAAAAUUAAAAAUGACAAAAUAAUGCAAAAUAUUGUAUAUGCAUGCAUAAUCGGACGGGUUCCAUUGGAUAGUAAGAAACUCAUACCCAUCUAUUAUUCGUAAUAUUAUAUUUCUAAUUUUAACCAUACUAUCAAAUAAUUUAUUUAGUUCGAAUUUUACCGCGAUGAUUUUGAAUUUGAACAGAUAUCCUAACACUAAUAUAAAGAGGUUCUCUAUGAAAAUAUGUUUAAUUCUAAAUUUCGAACUUUAUGAGUAAAUUUAGGAAGGACAUUUUAGACAAUUUAAUUAAUAUAAACCUGAACUCUAUUAAAAACCCGAGAUUAUGUUAAUUAUACUAAUGGAGAAAGAUUCCGCAGGAAACAUGUUAAAACUAAUAAUAAUAAUUAUUAUUAUUAUUAUUAUUAUUAGUAGUAGGAAAGAUGGUUACGUUUGAGACAUUCUUAUCAGGUUUAGUUUGUUUAUUUUAUUUCCUUUAAGUGUUUGUGACAAAUUCUUAUAUGUCUGAAUUAACUAAAUAAUUAAUUUUUAAUAACAUAAAUCAAAUCAUUUUCAUAUAUAAAUUUCGAUUGGAGGGUUGCCAUAAAACAUAUACAAAAUAAAAUAAUUCAACGCCAUAAUAGGAAUUGAUCAGAGGAGGUUUAUGAAUAUAAUUAUAAGUGAUUGUUUAAUUAAUUAUAAGUUAAUUCCUCAAUUCUUUUUACAAGAUUGGUUUUUUCUUAGACCGAUGAAAUGUAUAUUACAAUCCCUAUUUAGAGACUAAAAGUUCAAAGUUUAAAAUGAGUAGUUAGAUAAUUUAUUUCAUAUGUUCUUUUUCCGAAAAAUGAAAAACAAUUAAGAGAUCAUAGUCAUCAUACCGCCUUAGACCUAGGUUUUUUCUAUAUAGUUUUUUUUUACCAUAUGAAGAACUGCAAACUCCUUUUUCUUUCAUUAUUGAUAACUUUGUUUGGUUUGAUAAAAUAUUAGUGGAAAUUUUAAAUUAGUGCGAUGAUAAUUCUUAUAAUAAAUUCUUUUGGCACUGGCAUAUUACUUUGUUUUUCUAUACCUAUUUCAGUAUUAUUUCGAUUUUUAUGUUAAUUCAUAUAGUUAUUAAGUACUAUAUUUAUUGAUUCUAUGGCUCAAAAAAAUAUUCACUUUGGAGAAUCAUCAAAUUGACAAAACAGUGCUCCAAACUCCAAUACGACCUUCAAACAAUUCAGUAAAAGGAAUGCAAUUUUGGUGCAUAACCUCCUUUAGUUACAAUUGGCACAAAUCCCGGGCUAUAAUUAGGAGAUAUCUAAAUGUUCACAAAUUCAGCAAAUUAUAUCUCAUUCGUAUCAACUCUGAUUUCAAAAGAAUUUGGGUUAGAAAAUAUAUUAAUUGAAACAUGCCAAAGAAAAGUUGAAGAAGACUACGAUGAGUAAUUUUAUAAGAAUUAUACAACAACAUCAAAACCAAUAUUAGUUAGGUAAACAAUUUAUCUUUACUCUUUUGUUGUUUUAAACUUCGUUCAUUCAUUCGAGAGAAAACAAAGUACCCACAAAAACAAAAAGUUUUCGACUAAAUAGUGUAUCCCAAU